UUUCAUUCCACACAUAUAUCCACACAUCCACCUCUUUUCCUACCCCCAGACCCACAGCUAGCUACCCAUAACUCCUCAACUCUUGAAGUCCGGCAGCAAAAACUAGCAAACUCACGAACAAAAUGGCCAACCUUGGUGUUCCCGUCAAGCUCCUCCACGAGUCUUUGGGUCAUAUUAUCACUGUCGAAUUGAAAACUGGCGAGAUGUACCGAGGAAAGUUGAUGGAGGCCGAAGACACUCUUAACAUUGCUCUCCGUGAAAUAACCGUCACCGCGCGAGACGGCCGUGUAUCCCAACUCGAGCAAGUGUACAUCCGUGGUAGUAUGAUCCGAUUCAUAAUCGUUCCCGAUUUGCUUGCCCAGGCGCCUAUGUUCAAGAGGAUCGGUCCUAAUGCUAUGCGAGGAAGAGGUAUUGGUGCUGCCCGAGGACGAGCUACCAUCCAGCGAGCAAACGCCCGACGUGGAACGACAAGGACAAACCAAGGUGUCAGGCGUUAAGACCGCUUGCUUUUUUCGGUCUGUUGGGUUUUGGUUUAGUAGGAUGGAUGGAUGGGUGCAGUGCGGGUUUUUUAUUUGGAGGUUGCCAAGAAUAGAUCAUGCGUAUGGUGGGAUGGGGAUGUGCACGGCGUGGAUUGGAGGCGGGGCAAUUUACUAGACGUCUGGGCUCGGGGUUGAGGCGGUAAGAGCAAAAAAGAGCAUGUCUGGCGUCUUCCAGACGGUGUACCAUGGGCAUGAAAUUAAGAAUAUCGUGUUCUUACUGCCUCCUCAAAUUCGUCUGUCUGCUGCUUUUUGACAUUCUGUCGGUCUAACAUCAUCUCA
This is a messenger RNA of Cryptococcus deneoformans JEC21, 818 nucleotides long. Its product is annotated as pre-mRNA splicing factor, putative. The transcript has 5 exons. Gene Ontology annotation, cellular component: U1 snRNP; U5 snRNP; U12-type spliceosomal complex. NCBI's taxonomy places the organism in Eukaryota, Fungi, Basidiomycota, Tremellomycetes, Tremellales, Cryptococcaceae. Bases 123 to 497 code for a protein of 124 amino acids. Gene Ontology annotation, molecular function: RNA binding. Gene Ontology annotation, biological process: RNA processing; spliceosomal snRNP assembly. The record is from RefSeq and is a predicted model, not a curated record.